Messenger RNA from Acanthosepion pharaonis, 1200 nucleotides. The record is from the annotation of a GenBank genome assembly. NCBI's taxonomy places the organism in Eukaryota, Metazoa, Mollusca, Cephalopoda, Sepiida, Sepiidae.
AUGGGACCUCGUCGAUUAAAUUUAUUCUUAUUGAUUCCUUUGUCCGACUAUUCAUUUUUUUCUUCUUUCUCUUCCGUCCUUUCUUUUCAUUCCUUCACUCUUUUCUUCACUUCCACCUUCCAUACACUUUCUUCAUUAACGUCAUUACUUUUUGUCUAUUCUUUCCUUUUCCGAUCAUUAUUUUUCUUUCAUUUUUCCUUAGUUUCUUCUUUCGUGCCUUCUUUUCUCUCCUACAUCGAGUUUAACUUUUUUUAUCCUCAUUUCUUUCUUUUUCUUUCUUUCACUAUCCCACAUGCUUUCUUUCUUUCUUUCUUUCUUUCUUUCUUUCUUUCUUUCUUUCUUUCUUUCUUCCCUACCCUAAUAUUUCAACUGUUCUUUCUUUAUUUCUUCCUUUCUUUCUUCCUUUCUUUCUUCCUUUCUUUCUUUCUUUCUUUCUUUAACAUUGAAUUCAUUCAGUCUCUCAUUUUACCUGAGCAUCUCGCAAUUUUUCUUUAUUUCUAUUUUAUUCAUUCCUUGUAUUUGAUUUACCUGAGUAAUAUCACUUCUUUCUUUCUUUCUUUCUUUCUGUCUUUCUUUCUUUUAUUCUCGCUUACUCAUUCAUUCUACUUCAUUUACCUGAUUAUUACCCUUUCUUUCUUUCUUUCUUUCUUUCUCGCUUAUUCAUUCAUUCAACUUCAUUUACACGAUUAUUACCCUUUCUUUCUUUCUUUCUUUUUCGCUUAUUCAUUCAUUCAACUUCAUUUACACGAUUAUUACCCUUUCUUUCUUUCUUUCUUUCUUUCUUUCUUUCUCGCUUAUUCAUUCAUUCAACUUCAUUUACACGAUUAUUACUUUUUCUUUCUUUCUUUCUUUCUUUCUUUCUUCUUUCCGUCUUUCUUUCUUUUUCUUCAUAAUUCCGUCCUUCAUUCUUUCCCCUUUUUCUUACUUCGCGAUUUCCUUCACUGUUUCUUUCAUUUAUCUUCUUUCAUUUUUCCUUCCUCUCUUUCUCCUCCUUUCUUUCAUGCCAUUAUGAAGUCUAUUUAUUCUUCACAUCUUUUUUUCUCUAUUCAUCGUUCUAAUUCCUCCUUUUCUUUAGUCCAGUUGUCCCUUUUUUAUUCAGUUUUCCAUUCGUUAGUUUCUUUCUCUUUUCAGUGUCACUAUUCCUUCCUUCCUUCCUCCCUCCCUCCCUCCCUUUCUUCCUUCCUUUCCCUAGUUUAUUAA